This is a messenger RNA of Clonostachys solani, 1110 nucleotides long. Lineage: Eukaryota; Fungi; Ascomycota; Sordariomycetes; Hypocreales; Bionectriaceae. The record is from the annotation of a GenBank genome assembly.
AUGCAUCACCUCACCUUCCUCUUCGCAGCUGGCCUCAUCAGCACCAUUUCUGCCGCACCUCUUCCCGCCGCCAACGAUGCUCUCCUUGACUUCCAGGAACGUUCCGGCUACGCCGAUGACGAUGCCUUCGCACAGGUAGCCAGAAGUCUUGAUGCAUUGGAUCGGGAUCUCCAGGAACGUGGUCUUUUUAGCAAGACACCCAAGCCCUUCAACCCUGAGAAGACCCCCAACAAGCUUAAGAAGGCUCAGCCUAUCCCCAAGGUUCCAAACAAACAGCCCAAGACUGCCAAUACACUCAAGAAGGAAAAGAAGGGACCCAAGCCAAACCCAUCCGUUAAUUUCCGAAGCUAUGAGCCUGAGCUUGAUGAACGCGAUGAGGACCUUGAGGAGCGUGAUGAGGAUUUCCUCGAGGAACGUGGCAUCUUCAGCAAGACCCCUAAGCCGUUCAACCCUGAGAAGACUCCCAACAAGCUGAAGAAGGCCCAGCCAAUUCCCAAGGUGCCCAACAAGCAGCCGAAAACUUCCAACACGCUGAAGAAGGAGAAGAAGGGCCCUAAGCCAAACCCCUCCGUGAACUUCCGCAGCUACGAGUCUGAGCUGGAAGAGCGUGGGCUGUUCAGCAAGACUGCCAAGCCCUUCAACCCCGAGAAGACGCCCAAUAAGCUCAAGAAGGCACAGCCAAUCCCCAAAGUCCCAAACAAGCAGCCCAAGACCUCCAACACGCUCAAGAAGGAAAAGAAGGGACCCAAGCCAAACCCUUCUGUCAACUUCCGCAGCUAUGAACCCGAGCUGGACGAGCGUGACGAGGAUUUCCUCGAGGAGCGCGAUGACGAAUUCCUUGACGAACGGGAUGAGGAGUUCCUUGACGAGCGCGACGAGGAUUUUCUCGAGGAGCGUGAUGAGGAUUUCCUCGACGAGCGUGACGAAGACUUGAUCGAGGAGCGCGGCCUCUUCAGCAAGACACCCAAGCCGUUCAACCCCGAGAAGACACCAAACAAGCUUAAGAAGGCUCAACCCAUUCCCAAGGUGCCUAACAAGCAGCCAAAGACCUCCAACACCCUCACAAAGGAGAAGAAGCAGGGCAAGAAGAACCCUGCCACUAACUUCUAA